GGCAGCUAAGACGCUUAUGGGGAGAUGUUACAAGAGACGCGAUUGGUUGAAAAGGACCAAUCGGAAUGAAGGACUCAAUGGACGUCUGUGCCUCAAAAUGAAACAUGGCGCCUAUGGUUUUUCUUUCUUUCUUUGUGGCCCCUUCCACACAGCUGAAUAAAAGCCCACAUUGAACUGGAUUGUCUGUCAGUGUGGACGCAAAUAACCCAGUUCAAAGCAGAAACCUAAAUGAAAUGCAUGGGUCUGCUAUGAGCCCAUGAAGCCGCACACAUGUGCCUCCCACCCACACGCAUGUGCCUCCACGCCACACAGACCCACUCAUACAAAAGGAAAGGUCUCUCGGUUGCUUGCCGGAAACUGGAAUCUAUGGUCCAGCCCCUUGUUUCCAGGACAGCCUGCUUGCCUUCCUUCCCUAAAUGCAGCUGAGCUCCAAAGCAGCCUCCUAAUGAAGGCUUCUCCAGAAGCAUCCAUGGAGGUGCAGCUGCAGCAGGCCCGAGCCUUCAAGGAGGAAGGCAACCGCUAUUACAAAGAAGGCCGCUUCCGGGACGCCGUGAGCCGCUACCACUGGGCAUUGCUGCAGGUGAAAGGCCUGGACCCCAGUGUCCCUUCUCCAUUGCAGGUCUUUGGUGCAGAAAGAGCUUCCAUGACUUCUGUACAGGAGAGCGACCUCCACAGCAUCCAAAGUGACUGCUAUAACAAUCUGGCUGCCUGUCUCCUCCAGAUGCAACACGUCAACUAUGAGCGAGUGAAGGAGUACAGCCUCAAAGUCCUGGAAAAACAGCCGGAAAAUGUGAAAGGGUUGUAUCGUGCCGGAGUGGCGUUCUACCAUUUGCAGGAUUAUGACCGGGCACGGCAGUAUCUCCUGGCAGCAAUGAGUAAGCAGCCCAAAGACACCAACGUGAAGCGUUACCUGCAGCUCACGGAAUCCCAGCUGAGCAGCUACCACCAAAAGGAAAAACAGGUGUAUAUGGGGAUGUUUGGCAAGAGGUGAUGGGUUCUCCUUGGAAGCAUCUAUCGAUACAACAGAGUGAGUGCCCAGUUGCUGAUGCUUCUCUACGUACGUAGUUAUUGGAUUUGGAAGAUAUGCAGUGCCUUGAGAAAUAUGUAUUUCAUGACCAAUGUAACUGUUAAAAAUAUAUGAACCCGUUAUCUGUUUCGGUGGAACAGAUUGUGCAUCGAUGGUGACACCCUGAAUUUCAUUCUGUCCCUUUAGUGCAGAUGAAGGCUGUGAUCAAUUUUCUGUUUUCAUGCUUCCCCACCCCUUGUCGGUUCAUAAAAUAGCAUGAUAAAUUUAAA
Molecule: messenger RNA, 1296 nt
Organism: Anolis carolinensis (green anole)
Lineage: Eukaryota; Metazoa; Chordata; Lepidosauria; Squamata; Anolidae
Gene: ttc9c
Product: tetratricopeptide repeat domain 9C
Exons: 5
Coding region: 257-991 (244 amino acids)
Molecular function (GO): protein binding
Source: RefSeq, a predicted model, not a curated record